AAAGCUGGUCUUGAGUCGACAAAUCUCAUCUUUGGUGAUACUUCCUUUCGAAUAUUUAUUCCCGUUGCGAUAUAUUUUGACGGUCCUUUUGACAGUAUCGACUACACGGCUAGCAAUAAGUACCAAGGAGAGCAAUGCUUCGGUGGACGUUCACUGCACUCAAUUGACCCGUUCAUACCAAAUCCAUAUCAACAGGUGAUAUCGGUUAUGGGUCGCACACUAGCUCCAUUCGCAACAUCCGGAUUUAUUCCCGCAUACGGGUUCGGGGACGCCAAAACUGGCGAUCGAUCGGUGUUCAAGUUGAAGGACGAUGGCGAAUGUCGCAAUUUGGAUGAAGUGCUCAGGGUGUACAAUAAGGUGACACCAACGGUCAGCUUGAGUGGUCCCACGAACUUCGCGCCUGUCAUCUACCAGGCCAUCGAAAUUUGU
This is a messenger RNA of Anisakis simplex (herring worm), 429 nucleotides long. NCBI's taxonomy places the organism in Eukaryota, Metazoa, Nematoda, Chromadorea, Rhabditida, Anisakidae. The record is from the annotation of a GenBank genome assembly.